UAUAGAGAUGGCGCUGGUGUAAAAAACGCGCUAAAAGGCGAUCCCAAACAACUGACCUAACCUCAACUAUUGUUUGAAUGUUUGAAAAGGGUCGUUUACGGUAACGAGCUUCGUCUAUAUGCUUUCUGAUUUAUAUGUUUAUGUUUUUGUAAAGGGUACAUUUCUGGCUGGCUUCACAUCAUUUUAUGCUACAAACGAAUGACCUGACACAGUUUUUAACAGCCGUUUAUGAAAGGUGAAAUUGCAUAAAAUGGCUAGAAAGAAGAACACAAUACCAAAGAAGAAUACAUCAGCAGGCGGAAGUAUGAUGAACGUUUCUUCUAAAGCAAGUCCUCGUAAACGUAGAUCUAAACAAAUAUAUACUUUAUUUAAUAGAAAGCGUGCUAUAUAUAAAGCAACAUUAAACUCAAUUAGAAAGCUUCAAAAAAGUGUUCAGCACUGUAUCCCAAGGAUGCCGUUUUGUAGGCUAAUAAGAGAAAUUCUGAUGCAAUUUUCUGAUAAUGCAACCUGUAUACAACGCACAGCAUUACAAGCCCUUCAAGAAGCUGCUGAGAUGUACCUUGUUCAGUUAUUCGAUGAUUCUAAUAAAUGUGCCCAUCAUGCUAAAAGGGUUACAGUGAUGCCGAGGGAUAUGCAGUUGGCCAUUGAUUUGAGGAUUACUGAUCCUGGAAAGCAAUAGUUCCACAUUAUCAACAUACAAAUAAUUGAGCAGUAUCUACAGUACAAAAUAAUUCUUACAAUUUAUGUAACAUAUAUCUUAGGUUAUAAGAUAAAAUUUAUUUUUAUGUGAAUUUGACUGGGUAGUAAGACUAUUGUAUGUAUGUACUAUUUAAUUAUAUCAACUGUAAAUGUUUUAUUUUUUAUAUUAUUAGGUAUUGUACAAAAAAUGAGAUAUUGAGUUCAUCCAGCCUUCAACCAGUCUGUGAAGUUGUUUGAAGUAAAAUUCAAUAUUCAGACUUGUGCAGACUCAAAAGCGUACAGACAAAUGGAAUGGAUCUGUUAUUUUUAUCAUUAAGAAAACUUUGCAGCCCAUUAAUUCCGGUUUCCAAAUUACUAUCCAUUGCAUAAAAAACAUCCCUGAAUUUGGAGUAGGAGUUAAAACCUCUCCAUUUGUAAUUGGAAAUAUAUCAUUUGAAAGUUACUUUUAUUGAAUAUUCAGUAAUGGUAUAGUUGUGAAAUAUACAUUUACAUCUCCAAAAUAGGUGAUUGAUGAUUUAAUUCAGCAGCUUGCAUUUAGAGCUUAAAAAGUGGUUUACUUGAUCCAUUAAUAAAAAGAAAAUCAUGUGAAUCGUAAAUCUAUCCAGACUUCUUGGAUUUUUUAUUCUGACGAAUUCCACUAAUCUGGUGGUUUAAUUUUAUCAAUGUCAGCUUAUGCAAUACGUUCUAAAACAAUUGUUACGUAAAGCCCAAGGUGAAACAAUGAUGAAAGUAAAAUUGAAAUGGAUAAAAAUGUGACAACUAAAUUCCAUUGGACGACUGCUAGAUUCAUUACUGGAAAAUGGAAUGUCAAGUGAGCUAACUUUGAAAUUAAUGUUAUGGUAGGAUGGCAACUGGGCUUUUGUUUUAAUCAAAAAUUGUGAAAUGAUUCAUGUUUUAAACAUUUACUGCUCCGUUUCGUGUUUUAUAAUAAAAUAAAAAUAAUCUAUUUUA
This is a messenger RNA of Acanthoscelides obtectus, 1650 nucleotides long. NCBI's taxonomy places the organism in Eukaryota, Metazoa, Arthropoda, Insecta, Coleoptera, Chrysomelidae. The record is from the annotation of a GenBank genome assembly.